AUGUCCUCCCCCCCCUCCAAGCCCCGAAAGUGGGCCACAGUCCGCAAGAAGUUCAACCUCAUCGUCCCGCACCGCAGCACCUCCCCCACCCGCGCCUCCUCCCCCGCCAGCACCCUCUCCGCCGAGUCCCAAGCCGCCAGCUUCUGCCGUCCCUACACCGCAAACCCCUCCUCCACCUCCUCAAACUCCAUCUCAACAACCACAAUCGACGCCCCCCCGCGCUCCCCCAGACCCGUCAGCAGCCCCAUGGCCUUCCCCGUCACGCUCCCCCCCGAGCCAGCCCCAGCCCCUUCACCCUCCCCUUCGCCCGCACCCCGUGCACCACCCGCACCACCCGCACGCCCCGCCAUCACCACCGCCGCCCCAGCCCCCGCUCCCGCCCCGCAGCACCAGAAAGACAAGACCGCGGCGAAGCUCGCCCUCCUGAACGGCGAAGCCCCCGACAUCGACCCGGCGGACGAAGCGCAGCUGGCGCCCACGACCGCGGCAGAGGCCGAGUGGGACCGCCUCACCAAGGCCAACAGCGAGCUCAACAACAACCUCGACCUCUACGGGAGCGCCGCCGACAAGAGCAAGGGCAUGCGCAAGCGCGCCAAGAGCCGUGUGCGGCGCAAGAAGGGCGUCAAGUUCGCGGACGGCGAGGACGUGAUUGGCCUCGGCGGAUUCGAGGUGUGGACCACCGACGAGGAGGGCGGCGGGGAGGGGGAGAAGGAGAAGGAGAAGGCGGAGGCGAGGAGGGAGAGGGAGAGGAGGGAGAUGGAGAUGGAGAGGGUGAGGGAGAGGGAGAAGGAGGUGGGGGGGUUGGAGAAGGUGCAGAGGGUUAGGGUGGAGGUUACGGCGCCUCGUCCACCGCCCCCGCCACCGCCGCCGCAGAGGCCGCAGAGUCUGCCGCCGAGUGCGAGGGGGUCGCAGAAGGCGCCACCACCGCCGCCACCACCACCGCCGGCGCUGGGGAGGCCGGUGCCGAAGCGGCCGCCGCCGCCGGUGGUGGGCAUUAGUGAGAAGAGGGAGAUUAGCAGGAAGAUGCUGCCGCCGAGCGUUAGGCUUGUGCAGGAUGAUGGGAGCUUCUAG
This is a messenger RNA of Morchella sextelata, 1071 nucleotides long. RefSeq lists its product as uncharacterized. NCBI's taxonomy places the organism in Eukaryota, Fungi, Ascomycota, Pezizomycetes, Pezizales, Morchellaceae. The record is from RefSeq and is a predicted model, not a curated record. Bases 1 to 1071 code for a protein of 356 amino acids. The transcript has a single exon.